This is a messenger RNA of Fomitopsis serialis, 891 nucleotides long. RefSeq lists its product as uncharacterized. The record is from RefSeq and is a predicted model, not a curated record. The coding region runs from base 211 to 681 and encodes 156 amino acids. The transcript is spliced from 4 exons. NCBI's taxonomy places the organism in Eukaryota, Fungi, Basidiomycota, Agaricomycetes, Polyporales, Fomitopsidaceae.
CUGCACACUGCAUCACAUCCGGAUGUGACACUUGCCAUUGGACGACACCACGCGUCGUGGUUUCUCGUGUCGAUCGCCCAACCUCAGCUGCCCGCCCACCCACUCUUUUGCCUGAAUUUUGUCUCGCCGCAUCUUGGCUCGUCACCGCCUGCAGUAUCUCAAUCUACGUCAUGCUUCGUGUACCAUGGCGUCCCGGGAGGGCCCUCCCUCAUGGAGCUUCUCCGUCUGCGCGACGCGGAUGGUCAGGCCGUGCUGAAACUGACGGGAGAUUCUGCGGGCACGAAACCCAUAGUCGAGGCCCUCGUGCCCGCUGAAGGCAUGCUCCAUGCAUGCGCACACUGCGGCGUCUGGGAGUCGUGUGUGGGACAGCGGUUCGUCGCCUGCGAUGCUUGUCGAGCGCGUUAUUACUGCUCAGACGUAUGUCGCAAUGAAGAUCUGCAAGAGAACUUGCACGGUGCGGACUGUCUGCUGCUCCAAAAAGGCCGAGAUCUCGAGGUGGAACAGCGCCGCAAGACGCACGAUAAUGUGUGGAACUGGAAGAACAAAAAGAAUCUCGCUGUAGUAACAUUCAAGUUGGCACCCUCCGUACAUCCAGUGGUGGAGAGCGAACAUGUCUUACGAGACAGUAUAUCGCGCCGCUUGUCGUCUCCGUACUGCGAAUGCCACGCUUCUGCUGUAUGAAGCAUGGGGGUUGCCGGGCGUCCUGGCUGAAGAGGCAGCAUAUGGUGGAUGGAGGACAGGACUUGUACAUCACGCUUUCCGAGAACAUACAUAUGCGAGUCCACGUCAUUUGCUGGGGUCGAACGUGUUUGGAUUACUUCGUACCUGUUCUGUUUUGUCGUCUUCCUCUACGCGGGUCAUAUACUGCGCCGACCUCUGCGUCCUCAUGUG